Bactrocera latifrons is the source of this 5269-nucleotide messenger RNA. It is a transcript of the gene wech, whose product is annotated as protein wech. The record is from RefSeq and is a predicted model, not a curated record. Gene Ontology annotation, biological process: protein polyubiquitination; proteasome-mediated ubiquitin-dependent protein catabolic process. The coding region runs from base 1173 to 3623 and encodes 816 amino acids. NCBI's taxonomy places the organism in Eukaryota, Metazoa, Arthropoda, Insecta, Diptera, Tephritidae. Gene Ontology annotation, molecular function: protein binding; ubiquitin protein ligase activity; zinc ion binding. The transcript is spliced from 5 exons.
UCAAAUUAAGUAAAAUAACAGCAAACUCAAAAAAAAAAAAAUAAUAAUAAUAACGCAAAAACAAUAAAAAACGCUCUUUUAACUUCUGUUACGUUUUCAUUGCUGUGGUGCGCCCGAAAUUCGAAAAGGAACUCAAAAAAGAACAAAUAAACUAAAAGAACUAACAGUAGGAAUCCGAGAAGCAGCGAAGAGCGCUCAAAAGUACAUGAAAAGGCAUUAGAUUGAAGCAUAUCUAUGUGCAUUUGACAAACAAACAAGCAUACAUACAAAUAUAUGUAUGCACCCAAUUGAACAAAUACUUUUCAUACAUAUGUUAAUACAUACACACAUGAAUAAGCAUACAUGAAAACAUAGAAAGAUAAUGCGAAAUAGGUUUUCGGCGAUAUAGUGGAGAUUUGUAAAAUUACAAAAAUAACAAGAACAACAACAACGGCAAAACACCAGCAUAAAUCGACUGAACUCUUCUAAAGUACUAAAUGUAUGUAAAAUCAUAAAAAAAAACUACUUGAAAAUAAAAUUUUAAACAACACAAUAAUUAAAUAUAUAAUUAACGCAUACUCGUGGCCCUUGCAAGCAAAAAAAACAAAAAAAAUUCAUAGUGUUAAAAAUCCAAUUGGGAGUCGGUUAGCGCAGCAUAGACUGAAUACAACCCUAAAAGCAUUCAUAAAUAAAAAAAAAAAAAAAAUUUAAGAGAAAAUAACAUAAAAGAGAAACGCAAGCGAUUGUGUACAACACAAAUUGAUGAAAACAAGAAAAAACGAAUACAUAGAAGAUUUGGGGAGCGAAAAGCAAAGCAAAAAUCCCAGCACCUUUAUAUAUUAUACAUAUGCAAAGCAAGUAUAUUCGUAUUCGUUAGAAGUUAUAAACAGCACGGAGAAGAGGAAGCAGAAUAAGACGGCCUAACGCAGCGCACAGGCAAUAGUCAGAACGUUGUAUAAGGGAAACGGAAAAGACCCCAUACAUACGUUGGUUUCGGCCUUUGCUUCGCUUACGAAAACACUGACAGCAGUGACGACGACACAGAUCCAACAACAACAACUGCACACGCAUACACCUAUAUAAACGCAAACUUGUAUGCCUGUGCCAAGAAACUGUGCGAAGUUAAUUGUUGGAGUGGUGGACGUGUGUUCGAUUGAUCGCGUAAGUUUACUCGCCGCUUUAAGUGGAAUUUUAUGAUGGAACUCCUAUCGGGAAGCUCCCCCAGCGUACAACAACAAAUGGCAGCCAGUAAUAACCCACCGAACGGUAGCAAUGGCCAAAUGCCAAAUGGCCAUGCAGAGCGUUUGCUAGCCGACUUUUUCGAUGCCUUUCCAUCAUGGGAUAUGACCGCCGCUCGUGCUGCCGCUCCGCAAUCGAUGCAGCAUUUAAGUAAUGAAUUCUCGCCUCCAAUCACUGACUACACUUUUAAUAACUACUUUGGUGGUGUCGAACAGCCAUCAAGUGAUUUGGGUAACAUUGGAAUGCCCAGACCGCCUAUAACUCGUCCCAGAAAAUUCCCAUCUGAGUCGUCUAGCAAUUCGAGCAUGAAUUGCGGUUGGUGCGAAGUAAGUGCUUCCAUACGUUGUAUUGAUUGUAAUGAGUUUAUGUGCAAUAAUUGUCUGCAGGAACAUCGCAAGAGUCCUGUAUUCGCGAAUCAUGCAAUCGUGGCAUUACCCACACCGAUCGGCACAGCCUCCUCACCCACCAGUGGAGUCUCUAGUGCCACAUUAACCGCUGGACCACCAGUAGCGCCGCCGGUAGCACCACCACCAUCGCCCAGCUACAUUUGCGAUCAACAUAAUGAGAUGUUGCGUUACGUUUGCGAUUCGUGCAAAAAGUUAGUAUGUCAAUGUUGUACGCUGCACGAACACAAGGAACACAAUUACGCUUCCAUAGCGAGUUUCGUCGAUGAAGCUAACGACAAGAUACAAUCGGCCAUUGAAAGUAGCCGUACGGGCACCAAGUGCAUUAAGAGUAGUAUUGAUAAGGCAUUGACAUUUAUACGGAUGAUUGAGCGCAAUUGCAUCGAACUGAGUGACACUAUACGUAAAGCCUUUCGACAAUUCAUAAUUGCCAUCGAGGAUCGCGAACGUUUCCUCUUGGAUUUUGUUGAUAAAUUGCGUCAACGUCGCUUGGCCACGCUGCACGAUCAAAUGGCCGGCUUGAAAUCGGCACUUUCCGGACUUGCUGAAACUUCCGAUAUGUUGCAAAAAAUUAUCGAGAAUAGCGGACGCAUGGAUCAUAUUGAGAUUGCGAUGAAGAUCGCAAACGGCGAGCGGCAACUUGAACAAUUCGCCGCCAUAUAUAAAGAUCUUCAGCCAAAACAGGAGAUGUUCGGUUUCAUUGCGCCGGACUAUAAUAUAUUGCAAGAUAUACGCAAUCAAGGUGGAGUUGUGUUGGUGGACGAACAAAAUAUGCCAAUAGUGAACGGUGGUGGCGUACUCGCCGCUGUAGGUGCCGAAAUGGGUGCCGUUAUGCCGAUAACUAAUAAUCCUAAUAUGCCAGUGGCCAACGUUGCGAUGCCACCGAAUAUGCGUCGCCCGUUCAUUCGUGAGAAUAGUUUCCAUAGCAUUCCAUCACCAUUGCUACCACCAGUACGUGGUGGCAGUGCAUGUGGUUUUCAGAGUACUGGUCUCGAAUGGGAGCUCAGCGUUUUGCGUACUUCGCCAAAUCUGCAUUUUGGUGCACCUCGCAGCACACAGGCCAUACCCGGUUCGCUUGAGCAUGUAAAGGCACGUAAUUCAAAUACACUCUCGCUAUCGUUUGCCACAGAGGGUCAUGACGAUGGGCAGGUUAGUCGCCCGUGGGGCCUGUGCGUUGAUAAGAUGGGUCAUGUUUUGAUCUCAGAUAGACGUAAUAAUCGCGUACAAGUUUUCAAUCCGGAUGGCAAUUUGAAGUUCAAAUUCGGUCGCAAAGGUGUUGGCAAUGGCGAAUUUGAUUUGCCGGCUGGCAUUUGUGUCGACAUAGAUAAUCGUAUUAUUGUUGUCGACAAGGAUAAUCAUCGUGUACAGAUUUUUAAUGCGGCUGGCAUGUAUUUGUUGAAAUUCGGUAGCUAUGGCAAAGAGUAUGGACAGUUCCAAUAUCCAUGGGAUGUGGCAGUAAAUUCKCGUCGUCAAAUUGUUGUCACCGAUUCGCGUAAUCAUCGUAUACAACAAUUCGACUCGGAGGGCCGUUUCAUACGACAAAUCGUAUUCGAUAAUCACGGUCAGAAUAAAGGUAUUGCUUCACCGCGUGGUGUAUGUUAUACGCCAACUGGAAAUAUUAUAGUAUCGGACUUUGACAAUCACUGUCUCUACCUGAUCGACCCAGAUAUUAAUGAGAUUAUAUCUGCUAAAGGCCAUGAGGGUACUGGCAUUCAAGAAUUUAAUCGCCCUUCUGGUAUUUGCUGUGAUGACGACGGACGCAUUAUCGUUGCAGAUUCAAAGAAUCAACGUAUAAUCGUUUAUAGUCCUAGCUUAGAGUAUCUCUGGAGUAUUGAGAUACGUCCAUCGGUUAACCCAUUGAUGCCACAAACUCUCGACGAGAAGGAUCGCACGUGUGAUGUUGCACUAAUGCCCGAUGGUCGCAUUGUUUUCCUAAUCGAAUUAUCGCCGGAUUCCAAAGAAGGCACAAAUCCUUAUAAAAGAUUUGUACACGUUUUUUAAUUAUAGUUGAAAAUCGAACAUUUUAUUUCUACAAUUGUAUGCAAUGCAUAUCGAUUAACAAUUGUCUGUAAGUUCAUAUAAAAUUUGAAUUAUUUAUUUUGUUUUAUACACUCUGUUUUUUGUUUUGUUUUUUAAUACUAUAAUUAACUGUAAUCAAGUGCAUAUGUUUGUGUGGUACUUUGGUUAUACCUUUUUAAAGAAGACUGACUGCCAAAGCGACUAAGACAUGAAAUUAUAAGCACGCCACUAAUACCAAUCUCGACAGUGUUUUAUGUGAAAAUUCACUUGAUUGUGUUCAUUAGAAUUUAAAAGUAACAAAAAUUAGAAAAAAUAUUUAGUCUGUAAGUGCGCGUAAAAUAUAUUAUAUAUUGAAAAUUUAUAAAUAAUAUUAAAAGAGUAUAAAUUAUAUACACAAGAAUUAACAAAUUGUAUUCAUAUAAACAUACAUAUAACAUAUAUGGUAUAUGAUACAUAUAUACAUAUAAAAAUUACUAAAGUUUAGCAAAUUUGCAUGUUGAUAAAUAAGACAUAUGUAUGGAUGUAAAUUUAUACGCGUAUGUUUGACAAAAAACGCAUUUCUAUAUUAUAUACGAGUAUAAUUACAUAUACAUACAUACAUACUUACAAUAUGGUUAAUGAGAUUUCAAACUUGUGCCAGCAUACAUAUAACCAUAUGUACAUCUAUGAAAAGUUCACUAUGCAAAGUACGCAAAAAUAUUUACGAAUAUUUAAAAACUUAAAAAAAAAACACAUCAUAGAAACUUCUUGAGUAACAAGCCAAAACUUAUUGUUCCUCGAUCGAUCCAAAAAAAUGAAAAAAUUUAAACAAUUAAAAAAAAUUGAUGUAAAGCAAAGCGAAAAUUUUGAAAUUAUUACUAUAGUAUUAAUGAUAAAAAGAAAAUCUUUAGCGAAAAUAUAGUUGUAAUGCAUAUUAUAUUAUAACAUCUAACAGAUACAUACAUACAUACAAGCAAAUAGUUGUAAGUUAGCGAAUUUCAAGCAUAAAUUAACGAUUAACUGUACCUAUUGGUUAGUAGGCCAAUGAAAAUGAGAACGCGAGCGUAAUGGGAACGAAAGAAAGCAAAAAAAAAAAAACAAUUAAAAACAGUAACAUUUACAUAAUUUGUAAUUGGCUGCGGCUGCUGUUCACACCACCAAAAGUCCUUCCAAAAGAGUAAAAACGAAACAAAACCAGCAUUAAAUGCAGUUAAAUUCCAUUUACUCACACCUCGAAUGCAAAUUCAUCACUUGCCAGACGGGUGUGCGCCGUGCGAAAAUUGUUUUACAAAUAAUUCACACUCUAAAAGCAAACAAAAUGAAAAAAAAGAAAGAAAAGAACACCGUACGACUUUAUAUUUGCAAAGCGUAUAUGUAUUUAUUAUUUUUAUAUGUAAGCGUGUAUAUGUAUAAAGUUUUUCUUUGUCAUUUUCUAAGCAGUUGCGCGACUUUGAACAUCUCUCCCCAUGCAAACAAAGAGGCAACAAAGGAAAAACUAAUAUGUACAUAUGUACAUAAGUAUGUAAUUGUGGUAAGCAUUAAGAAUGUGAUCGAAAGUUCAGCAUGUUCUUUGAAAGACUUUAAAUUAGAUGCUAAAACAACAAUUACAAAUUAAAUUAUAUAAUAAAUUAAAAAUAUAUGUAUGUAAA